AUGCAGUUAUGUGGUUGUCGUGUUAUGACCGUUGUGGGCAGUACCACAGCCUGCUUCAUCACCAACUGUCCACCAGGAGGAAAGAGGUCGGGUCCCACAGCACAGCUUGGCCGCACCCGCACAUGCACGGCUUGCGGGCCUGGACUGCAGGGAAGGUGCCUGGGGCCAGAGAUAUGCUGCGUUUUAGGAAUUGGUUGCUUCCUGGGAACGAGGGAAGCCAGGAUGUGCCACGCUGAGAACCUAGUGCCUGUUACCUGCGCCAACCGGGAUCUCAAGUCCUGUGGCAGGAUGCAGGAGGGCCGCUGUGCCGCCGCCGGACUCUGCUGCACCGAAAUGAAGUGUGAAUUCGACAGCAGCUGCACGGUGGAGGGUCGGGAGGAGAGAGUUGGGAAGCAGCGGGCGGAGAGACAACACCUUACCUUCCUGUCCAGUUUGCCCGAAGACCAGUGGAACCUGUGAGCAUGUCCUCCCUCUCCCUGGCUGCUACAUCGUCCUCGGCCUGGUGAUGGCAGCACCAACACAUACCUCACAUGAGUGAUAUGUUGUAUGUGGUGACCUCCUCCGAUUCAUAUUACCAAAUUUAUAAUUGAAAGUUAACUUUGUUCCACUAAUGGAAUUAUGAACAUCUACUGCAUGUACGUAACCCGAUCUUUAGUACUUAUGUAAACUAACAAUCUACGACAUCAAACACUUAGACAUGGUGGCUGUGUCAAAGAGUUGGAUCUCUGUUUAAAAAGGAAAAGGUUAACCUUGUCAUAAAUGCUCCCUCCCCUUGAGGGUGUCAUUUUAUCACUGAAUAAAGUGUACCCUAUUUA
Messenger RNA from Homarus americanus (American lobster), 815 nucleotides. Its product is annotated as oxytocin-neurophysin 1-like. Gene Ontology annotation, molecular function: neurohypophyseal hormone activity. The transcript is spliced from 3 exons. The coding region runs from base 1 to 459 and encodes 152 amino acids. The record is from RefSeq and is a predicted model, not a curated record. Gene Ontology annotation, cellular component: secretory granule; extracellular region. NCBI's taxonomy places the organism in Eukaryota, Metazoa, Arthropoda, Malacostraca, Decapoda, Nephropidae.